AAUGCAGCAUGACGUUGGAUGACAGCCGCCGAUAAACCCCACCGAAGAAGAAGAAGACCAAAGUGAUAACAAACCCGCUGCUGAUCGGAUGGAAUAUCUUUGAUAUCACAGUCGUACACACUGAUGUUUGCCAAUAAUGAACGAAUAAGGGUGGUUGAUGACUAACCCAUGAGCUCUUUCAGUGAUCACCGGGUCAUUCAACUCUGUGAGACCUUCAACAGACAUAAUCCAUCCACAAACAAACAUGACCUCCGAGCAGGCCAGCACCCUGCCGGCAUUCAAGGGCCUCGGCGACCCCAGUCCGGGCUACUUCUCCUGGGGCCUUCGCUUCCAGGUCAUCGGCCUGGGCUUUGCCUUCUACACAGCCGUUUUCCUCCUCUCCCACCUGGUCUCCACGGCUCUCUCCCAGACCUACCGCUUUCUGCUGGCUAAGGAGAAGGUGUUCUGGAACCUGGCGGCCACACGGGCCGCGUUCGGCCUCCAGAGCACGGUGGCGGGCCUACGGGCGCUGACCGAGGAGUCGGCCGUGUCCAGGGACAGGGUCAGAGGUCAGGAGGACUGGUCUUGGUUCACUGUGCUCACCGCCACAGGCUUCUUUCUGUUUGAGAAUGUGGCGCUGCAUGUCUCCAGUGUGGUGUUCAGGGCUUUCGACCUUUCCCUGGCCGCCCAUCAUUUCUUUGCCCUGUCAGGGUUUGCUGGGGCGGUGGUCUGGGACUCACUAGGACAUUAUCUGCCCAUGGUCACUCUGCUGCUGGAGAUGAGCACACCCUUCACCUGCAUCUCCUGGAUGUUACUAAAGGCUGGCUGGGCGAGGACGCUCUUCUGGAAGGCUAACCAGUGGGUGAUGAUCCACAUGUUCCACUGCCGCAUGGUGCUCACGUACUACAUGUGGUGGGUGAGCUGGAGCCACUGGGGGGAGAUGAACAUGUACGUGGCUCUGCCCCAGCGCAUCCUCUUCUACACCGGCCUGGCCCUGCUCACAGUGAUCAUCAACCCCAUCUGGACACACAAGAAGACCAUGCAGCUCCUCAACCCUGUCGACUGGAACUUCAGCAACAAGCCGCCGCCCAACAGCCCCAGUGGGGAGCAGAAGGACAAAACUCAUGAGAGAUAAACGAGCCAAGAACUGUGAACCUGUUUGGAGAGCUAUGGGGCUAUUUUACUAUGCUUGUAAAGGAGAGGAAGAGGGAUUCAUUUCUCACAAACUCUUUAGCUUUUAGUGCUUGAGAUGUUUUAAAGAUUUCAAGUUGAACUAAACUACUGUUUUUUUUUAAAGGUUCUCAGUACAGGUUUUAGGUCUGCUGUGUCUCUAUAAGAUGUGGAUGAAAAGGCCUCUUGCUCUUGGACCUUCCGGAGACACCUGAAACCCCACCUCUUUAAGGAAUACCUGGGAUAGGAUAAAGUAAUCCUUCUAACCCCCUCCCCCCCCUUAAAAGAUUUAGAUGCACUAUUGUAAAGUGGUUGUUCCACUGGAUAUUAUAAGGUGAAUGCACCAAUUUGUAAGUCGCUCUGGAUAAGAGCGUCUGCUAAAUGUCUUAAAUGUAAAUGAAAGGAGAUGUCACUGACGACAAGAAAUGUCAUCUCACAGUAUUAUUGUCUUUGCCUGACCCCUAUGCCUUUGGUUAUAAUUUGCUGUUUUGGUUAGUGUUGUUUUAUUGCGAAGGAGUGCAGAUGAACAGGGAGAAAGGUAUAUUAUUGUUUUGUUUACUUUGUUCAGCUUCCAGCAUGAAGUUGUGAAUGUGUUAGUUAACCUCUCUGGAAUGGGGUGUUGGCUGGUUUGAAGUGCCCUGAGGCACCAGUGGUAUUUGCUCUUACAGGCACAGUGUGUGGUCACUCAACCACUGUGCUGAGCACAGACAGGACCAUGAGGCAGUAGAUUUACUGGCUGAGAACAAACACAGUGACAGACUGGAGACUGGGUCAUUGGAUCUGGCAGAUCACACGUCAUUGGAAGGCAAGCAACUUUGUUCUGCAUCGUACAAAACGCUUCCUGACUUGCUUGAGAUUAGACUGUAAUGUGUGCCGGUAGUGUUGCAUGCUCUAAUUUAAUCUUUAUCAGUUCAACUCAUCUUGUAGAAAUUGUUCCUGUGCUCUGUGGCUGUCAGUGUAGUAUCUUUGAAAGUGGGGUUGACUUGACGCACGUAGACUGUAAUACUAAGACAGUGGAUGGAUGCUAAGGGAGCUAUCAGAAGCAUUACUGUUUUCAAAGGAGCAACCGUAGGGAGUAGACUAAUAACAAGCACCACCGUGCAGGCCAAACAGACGGUCAUGUUCCUUCCCUUUGUAACGUAGCUACUCUAACUACUCUACCACUGAUCUGCCUGAAAAUGAGGUUAGGGAUGAAUACUUUAUGGGUAAUCUCUUUAGUCUCCUUUAUGUUACCUAUCUCAUUGGACCUUCUGUAUGCCUGCAAAUUAGUCUUUAGUGGACAAUUAAAUCAGCUUCAUUCAAGAGUCAUGUGAGACAGAGUGAGUGAGUUUGAACCCUUAUCCUGGUCAUUUGUGUACAAAUAUGUAUUUCAUGAAUAUUCUCAUGGAAAACUCAGUCCUGCAGUCAAGCAUUUCGUUUUUUGGAGGCAACUUUCCCACAUUGAGCUGCAUCCAGACGACUCUACUUUUAUCUCAGAGGCUCUUUUGUGUAAAAAUGUAGAGGAGAUGCGUGGAAAACAUAGAAAUAGAAUGACAAUUUCAAUGGUUGAAAAAUGUUCUUAUGCCACCAAGGCCUUUUGGUUGGUUUAAACACGUUUUAAUAUGCAUAGGUUCACGUUAUGUCCAAUUCCCUGAAAAUGUAUUUCGUUAGACAUUUUUUUACAAAUCGGUAUUACGCUAGUCACAGAUCCUACAACUAAGGCCCCCUAUAGGUUGUAAAUGACAAGUAAUUCACAUGGGAAAACCUCAACAUCCAUGACAGUAUUUUAAGUCUUAAUAGCUGACGUCAGAGACUCAGACGGCCAAGAUGGUAAAGCCCACACUGAGAAAAAGGGGCCAUAGGUAUUUAUUUUAUAUAUUUUAUUACAAAAUAUUAUUCAAAUUGAUGCAGGACUGAGGGCCUUUUAUAGACACAAUUAACCUUAACUUUAUUAGUUUGACUAAUAUUUUGAAUUCAGGAUUUAUUAUUACCGUUAUGAAUUAAGUGUUGUUGUUGGGUCAAAACGUUUGACAGUGGCACUCAUGACACCAUGGUGAUAUGUGGCAUUGGUCCUCCUUAAUGGAAGAUGACUACUUAUCAAGGGUGACAAGUCAUUGUGGCACAGUUCCAUUUGUUUCACUAGUCCUUUCCCCUAGGUCCUAGCCUAUGGACUAUGACCUAGACCUUUGGUGGUCUUUAUAGUUUUUAGACCUGAUGGAAAUAUGUUUUUCCUCCGAUUCUUUUCUACUUCAGUUUCAACUAUUGAAACUUUUCUGAACUUAAAUUGGCACAGUGUUGGAUUUCCUUAUUUAAAUAGCUGUUACAUUUCUCCUCAAGAAACCAUUGUGAUGCAUACUGACACAUGGGUAUUGUCAGACUGUCAAAGUUUUCACUAUAACAUGAAAUGCCAAUAAAACCUUUAACACCAACAGUA
Molecule: messenger RNA, 3562 nt
Organism: Salmo salar (Atlantic salmon)
Lineage: Eukaryota; Metazoa; Chordata; Actinopteri; Salmoniformes; Salmonidae
Product: CLN8 transmembrane ER and ERGIC protein
Biological process (GO): phospholipid metabolic process; nervous system development; lipid homeostasis
Cellular component (GO): membrane; endoplasmic reticulum
Molecular function (GO): ceramide binding
Source: RefSeq, a predicted model, not a curated record